UUUUGCCACCAUCAACAGAAAAGCAGAGGGGAUAACUUUUUGGAAUUCAGCCUAGGGUGUCCUCUUUGACAUUUUGCUCAGCCGGGCUUGCACUCUCUCUCUCUUUCACUCUUUCCUCGUGGAAAGUUGAUACUUAAGAGGGUUUAUUUAUCCUGAAGAAUCUAGUGUCCCUCAGGAUGUACAGCUUCAUGGGAGGGGGCCUAUUCUGCGCCAUUGUGGGGAACAUCUUGCUGGUGGUCUCCACAGCGACAGACUACUGGAUGCAGUAUCGCCUGUCUGGCAGCUUUGCUCACCAGGGCCUGUGGAGAUACUGUAUGUCCGGCAAGUGUUACAUGCAGACAGACAGCAUCGCCUACUGGAAUGCUACCCGUGCAUUUAUGAUCCUCUCAGCCAUGUCAUGCUUUGCUGGCAUCAUUGCAGGAAUUCUCUCCUUCGCCCAUUUCUCUGCCUUUGAAAGAUUCAAUCGGUCUUUUGCUGCAGGGAUCAUGUUCUUUGUCUCCACUCUAUUUGUUCUUCUUGCCAUGGCCAUCUACACUGGGGUGACAGUGAACUUCCUGGGGAAACGAUUUGGUGACUGGCGUUUCUCCUGGUCCUACAUACUGGGCUGGGUGGCACUGCUUAUGACCUUCUUUGCAGGUAUAUUUUACAUGUGUGCCUAUAGGAUGCAUGAGUGCAGGAGGGUGGCUGGCCCGCGUUAAGAGGACUAAAAUCACAUUGAAAGCUGUUGGAAUAGGUAUUUUUUGCCCCAGCAAUAGCUUGAAUCCAAUUUUUUACAGUAAACUCACUGUGACAUUGGAAAAUAUUUUAAAAGUUAUAAAAAUGAAUAAAGAUAGUUCACAUCAG
Messenger RNA from Hypomesus transpacificus, 843 nucleotides. RefSeq names its product lens fiber membrane intrinsic protein-like. Gene Ontology annotation, molecular function: structural constituent of eye lens. Gene Ontology annotation, cellular component: plasma membrane. The transcript has 5 exons. NCBI's taxonomy places the organism in Eukaryota, Metazoa, Chordata, Actinopteri, Osmeriformes, Osmeridae. The record is from RefSeq and is a predicted model, not a curated record. The coding region runs from base 177 to 698 and encodes 173 amino acids.